AAUAUUUAUGGGAAAAAAAAAACAUACCUCGUUUAAUCAAGUUAGUUGGGGAGAGGGGGAGAGGGAGAGGGAGACAAAAUCCAAAUCCAACAAAGAAAAGGACAUGGAAAGUGAAAUUUGAACAAAACAAAAAAAGAAAAUUAUAUAUAAUUAUAUCCGAAUUGCGUUGAUUUCUUAGCUUCAAAGGCACGCCAUUGGCUUCCCUAAUACUCCAAUCCCCCGAUUCCAUUCCUCUACAUCAUCUUCUUCUUCAGCUUCUUCUCAGGAAUUACAGAUUCAAGAUGUCGGCCGCCGGCCUCCACUGCGAGGUGUGGCAGCCCCAAGAGUGGGCCGAAUCAGACUGCUCCUCCUCCUCUUCCGAACCCCCCGAAUUCUUCAUCGAUCUGUACGUCUCCUCCUACGCAAAUCAAGGGGGCGAAACAAUCAGCAGUCUCCGAUACAAGAAUUUCCGCCGGCGACGCGACGUUUUCACCCAAGAUUCCUUGUCCUGGUCCGCAAUUUCCACCAUGCUCUCCGAAACCAGCGUGCCCUACCAUCUCCAGCCCUUCUUCAUCCAACACAUUUCCCUUAGGGCUCGCCGAAUCGCCGCCCAGCCCACCAACGCCCUCUCCCGCACCAUCCCCAUCGUCGUCGAGCUCGUCCUGCCACUGCCGGAGGAGGAGGAAUCCGGUUCCGGGUCGGAUCCCCGGGUUCCGAACGGGCCGGGCCGGGCGAGUAGGGCUUCGAUUGAGGAGAUGGAGAGGGCGGAAAUCGAAUUGGGGAUUUGUGGCGGUGAUUGCGCCAUCUGUUUGGAUGAGAUUGAAUGUGGCGCCGUUGGGAUGCCCUGUUCGCAUAUUUACCAUCGGAAUUGCAUUGUGAAAUGGCUGCAGCAGAACAAUCUUUGCCCCUUGUGUCGGUUUCAGAUGCCACUGGAAAUGGAAGAACAAGAAGAACAAUAAAUUUAAAGGUUUGGGUUUCGGGUCUUUUCUUCAUUGGAUUUUAUAUGGAAUGACUUUACAAGUUCAAACCUUGUGGCUUUGCGAGGGUUAUGAAACCGACUUUCAGAAGAUUUGUAAAGUAAAAUACUUUUUCUUUAUGGGUUAAUGCAAUGGAACUGGGUUUCUUUUUCUUUUUCUUUAAUGGAGAUGCAAGAACAUGAGUAAAAUCUUACUUGUACAUAUAUGAAUAUGACUAAAGUAAUUUCUUCCCA
This is a messenger RNA of Momordica charantia (bitter melon), 1189 nucleotides long. NCBI's taxonomy places the organism in Eukaryota, Viridiplantae, Streptophyta, Magnoliopsida, Cucurbitales, Cucurbitaceae. The record is from RefSeq and is a predicted model, not a curated record.